CGGCCGGGGCGCUCGGCGGCGGCGGCGCCAUCAUGUCGAUGGAAGACCCCUUCUUCGUGGUGAAGGGGGAGGUGCAGAAAGCUGUGAACACCGCACAGGGGCUCUUCAGGUGGACAGAGCUCUUGCAAGAUCCCUCCAUCGCCACACGAGAAGAAAUCGACUGGACCACUAAUGAGCUCAGGAACAAUCUGCGGAGCAUUGAGUGGGACCUGGAAGACUUGGAUGAAACAAUUAGCAUCGUUGAGGCGAACCCUCGGAAAUUCAACCUCGAUGCAACAGAGCUGGGUGUCAGAAAAGCCUUCAUCACGAGCACGCGGCAGGUGGUCAGGGAGAUGAAGGAUCAGAUGUCAAACUCCUCCAUGCAAGCACUGGCUGAAAGAAAAAACAGACAGGCACUCCUGGGAGAAAGCGGCAGUCAGAGCUGGAGCUCCGGACCUGACAAAUACAGCCGUCUGGACCGGGAGCUGCAGUUAGCAAAUUCACACUUCAUUGAGGAGCAGCAAGCUCAACAACAGCUGAUCGUGGAGCAGCAAGAUGAGCAGUUGGAGCUGGUCUCUGGCAGCAUCGGGGUGCUGAAGAACAUGUCGCAGCGCAUCGGCGGGGAGCUGGAGGAGCAGGCAGUGAUGCUGGACGACUUCUCCCACGAGUUGGACAGCACUCACUCGCGGCUCGAUAACGUCAUGAAGAAGCUCGCAAAAGUGUCUCACAUGACGAGCGAUCGACGGCAGUGGUGUGCGAUUAUCGUCCUCUUUGUCAUCUUGCUGGUGGUGCUCGUCCUGUUUUUCGUCCUGUGAUGGACUGAACUUCCUCGGACGCCUCUUCUCCAUCCCCCCACCCUUAUAGCAUGGGGAAAUGAAACUCUCAGUGUUUCCGUCCGCCCAGAGAUCCCCGUCAAGAAAACCUGCACCUGGCUCUCACCGUUCUCCUCCGAGGACCGAGGCUUGGCUCUGCCCACUCUCACCAGGCCCCGGCGAGGGCGGAAGGAGGACAGGAGCAAUUUGUGGCUCCCCCACAUCAUCGAGCUGCCUCCUUUACCCGGUGUGGUGUGAUCUGGACCCAGGCAGCCGGGGGGGGACUUCACCACUGCGCUUCGCCCCUCGCAGGUAUGAGCCAGUCGCAGUGGUCCCGUGUGGACACAGAGCAGAGAGCCCGGGGGGGCGCAGGGGGAGGAACCCUUUCACCGAGCAUUACAAACUGCAUCGCCAGCCCGGGGGUGCUCGCCAGCCAAAAAAGCAUUACGGGGAGGAGCAGAGCAGGGCCGUGAAACCCGACGUGAAUACGCACCCACGGCCCGGCUCAGCGCCGCCCCGAUAGCACCGAAACACUGCAGUGCCUGCAGCAAGGCAUUCGCCUCCCAGACCCCUUGGCAGGAGCUCACACGCUGCAGGUAGGUGAGCUGUAGGUGUAGUGUCCUGCCAUCGGCAAGAGGGGAGCGAUUGGAAACCCCGCAGCUUUAAUCUUGGGUCGCUGAGAGCUGGCAGCCGACCGUUUGCCCGAGGCUGGAUUUCUUAAAGAUUUAAAAUCACCUCCUUUGUUAUACAGGCCUCUAAAGCUCGUUGACUGAUGCUUUCUUUGCCCUUGUAUGACUGAGUAACUGCUUCUGUUUAACAGCUGCUUCCCUUUGGCAAGUGAUUUGUCAGGUCUGAAAUAACUUAUUUUUUUUAAGGAAAAAAACUUUAAAGAUUUUUUGAUGACCAUUUGAGCCACAUUCUUUCUGCAGAUGCAGGACGCAUUCUCAGAGGAAUGGAGCUUAACUAUGUAUUUUAAGUGCAUAUGAACUUGUAAAUAGGAUGUCUUAAUUUUUCCCAACUGAUAUUUUUUUGGAAACUUCCGUUGUAAGCAACCAAAAGCCAGGAAACUCGAAGCUAGGUCACGCUUCUGUAUGACUCCCCAGUCCUUUUGUUACCUUUGGGUUGUUUGUCACCCAGAUUGUCUCGGCAGUGGUGAAUUAGGAUUUAGCCAGGUAGGCGAUACCAGAAUGAAAUGAAAGCUGACCCUGGCAGUAUUACUGGGGAGAAAUACAGGUUUUGUGCCGCAAACAUUGACUACAGGAAUAUAUGGGACGGCUCUUCUGGAAAGAAGAAACUUCUUACUAAAGCCUGCUCCCAUAUUUAAGGGUGUUUUUUUUCAGAAGGGAAAGACACCAAACGCCAGGCUGACUUACACCUUCCAUCUGGCUCUCAGAUGGGGCCGGGGGAGGAAGUUAGCUGGCGCUGACACUAAGAUUUCUGCUGAAAUUGCGGACCAGGCCCCCAGAGUCAUACUCCCGAGAGGGAAACUCACCACCUAGACCGCUCUGCCGCCCGGGAGGCUCAGCCCGGGCUGGACACUGCUCCCCCAGCGGGGUUUUUGGCUCUGUUGAGGCGCCUGCGUGGUCGCUCCUUGCAGGCACACCGGUGGCACAGUGCCUUUCGCUGCCGUGCCAGGGCGGCUCCUCCUGCAUCGAACGCACACGUGCCCUUCACGCCAGGCUGCACGGCUGACCGCGGCGGUUACUCUCUAUCAUUGCAGAGCAUCUCGUUGCUUUUGGUUACGCUGUAAGAAACACGUGCUGUCUCCUUUCCAAGGCUGGCUAUCGCAGUGGCUGCGCUUGGGCUCGAUACCUCUCUGAGAGGAGGUUUCCCCAGAGGUCCGUGGUCAUCCUCCGGGCACGGGCACCACACGGUGCUGCUGCUGUCCCUGCCAGCCUUGUUGUUACGGAGGGGAUUUGCGUCCGAGCACCUGGGGCUGCUCACCCUCGCUGUGUGGGACUGACAACGGAGCUGUGCCCGUGGGACUGCCUCCUGCACAGCGCGAGAAGCCGGCUCCGAAAUGCGCUGGGGAAGGAGAACGCCGCCACGCCGACCUGCCCCUGCUGUCUGCAGGAAUUGGCGCUCCUCCGUUUCCCCACGUUAUUUUCAGCACGGUCGUGCAGCCUGCAGGAGCAGCUCCUGAUGCUCCACGCAGGACCACGCUCUCCUCUGCCCAAUGUGCUGCCGGAGCGCAGCCCAGCCGUGGCGCUCGUGUGUCUGUCCCAGUGUCACUGCUACCCAACCGGCUGCGGGCCGUACCCCCUGUACGUUUGCUUUUCCUGUUGGUGGUGGUGCUCCCCUCCCUUACUGCUAAAUAAACGCGUUUCUGCUGCCCGGCGUGUUGCAGCAGAGGAACUC
Messenger RNA from Cygnus olor (mute swan), 3149 nucleotides. RefSeq names its product syntaxin 6 (gene STX6). Gene Ontology annotation, cellular component: membrane. The record is from RefSeq and is a predicted model, not a curated record. Gene Ontology annotation, biological process: intracellular protein transport; Golgi vesicle transport. Gene Ontology annotation, molecular function: SNAP receptor activity. Lineage: Eukaryota; Metazoa; Chordata; Aves; Anseriformes; Anatidae.